Molecule: messenger RNA, 2496 nt
Organism: Portunus trituberculatus (swimming crab)
Lineage: Eukaryota; Metazoa; Arthropoda; Malacostraca; Decapoda; Portunidae
Product: toll-like receptor 3
Exons: 6
Coding region: 297-1961 (554 amino acids)
Cellular component (GO): extracellular matrix
Molecular function (GO): protein binding
Source: RefSeq, a predicted model, not a curated record
UGCUCAUAAUCUGAUGUUUAGGAAAGACUAAGCACCACAUACAACUUCUUUCUUUGUGAUCUUACUGUGUAAUGGUGGAUAUCAUGUUUUAAGCAUAUGUACCAGUGUGUGCACCCUUGGAAAAUUGGUGCAUUGAAUUCUAUACAAGCAAAUCUACAAAAUAAGGCUAGAAAUAAGAUGCUACAGCAUUUGACAUGGAGGAGAAAAACAUGAUUUGUGUUGUCACUACAAAUAGAAAAUAGCAAUCUCAUUUCCAACCAAUAAAUUUACAAUUCAGAUACAAAAAGAAAGAAAUCAUGAUGCUUGAUACAAUUGGUAUAUUCAUACUGAUUGGUGUACUGCAAACAAGAGGAGCAUCUGAACCUGCAACACAGUGUCCACAUUGGUGUAAAUGUGAAGCUUCUGGUGUCCUCUGUGAGGAAGGAGGCAUACCCCAAAUGGAGCCAGAGAUCAAAACCUUUAAUCUCAACAAUGCUACUCCACCAAUUCCUGAACUCUCUCCUACAAUCACCAAACAUCUGCAGCACAUGGUCUCUGUUGAUUUUAAUGCUGCUGGUCUGACAACAAUACAACCUGAGGCCCUGAGGGUCAUGGAGCAUCUUGAAGAACUCAGCUUAACAAACAACAACAUUACAGUGAUCUACAAUAAUACUUUUGUCUACUGCCCUUCACUUGUGGAUCUAAACCUUGAUAACAAUAAUAUCCAGAUUAUCCAGGAGGGAUCCUUUACAUCACUUCAUCAACUUCAGAAGCUGAGUUUGGCCCACAAUAGCCUGAUCGCCAUACCAACAAGCCUGCCUCCAUACCUGGAGUUUCUCUCAGUACAUCAUAACUUGCUCCCAGAAGCUCCUCAGCUCAACCUUCAUUACUUAACAAAUCUAAACCUCUGCUACAAUCUGAUUACACAUAUCAAUCCCAAACAGAUACUCUUAAAAAAUCUGAAGAACCUUUGUCUUGGAGGAAGCAAGUUCAUUAUCAAUAGCAGGCUUUUCACUCAUGAGCAAUUCCCUAUUCUUGAGAGUCUUCACCUGAAGGGAACUUCUCAGGAGUUUCUGGAUAUACCUGACAGAGCACUGAGGAAUAUACAAAACAUGUCCACCAUUUCACUAACCACACUAGAGCUUGACUACUGUAGUAUUGCAAGUUUAACUGCAUUUGAGCACAUGAGCACACUCCACGCCCUCAGGAUGACAAAUGUAAUACUCAUAUCUACAAGAAUGUUUGCUCCCAUCUUCAAGCUUCCUCUCAUAACUGUCCUGGAUUUCUCUGGGUCACCUGGUCUAGCUCAAUCUUUUCUUGAAUCCCCACCUACAAGAAUCCUAAAUAGUUUGAAAAUUCUACGCAUGCGUGGGUGUCACAUCACUAGCCUGCCACAAUCUCUUCAAAAGCAUAAGCUACCCAACAUCACUCACCUUGACAUCAGUUUCAAUCCUUUAAAGUGUACCUGUGACCUCUCUUGGAUUCCAGAUCAUGUAAGGGAAGGGAACCUUGUCCUUGAAAAUGAAGAGUACACCAUUUGUGCAAACCCAGAACACCUUCGAAACAUUACCCUACUGACUACCACCCUUUGUCCUAUUUCUAGAACACUUUCAACUAUACCAAACCCUGAGUUAACAGUAAGCACACAGAAUAUAACACCAACCUCCUUUUUAAAUACCACAUAUGCAAACAUUCAAACAACAUCAACAGUGCAAGUGUUCCCAGAAUGGUCAACUGAGUCAUCUGGUGAAGCUUCAAAGACCAAUACACCACAUCCUGAUUCUGCACUCAACAGACCAAUCAUGUGGUUCAGUGUAGAAAAAAUACUAGGCAUCUUUGGUGCUAUAGCUGUUUCCAUCAUAGUAGCAUAUUUCUUGGUGACUUUGUUAAAAAACCUACAAAACCACUAUAGAACAAGAAACUUCAAUGUUUGUAAUGCACACUAUAACUCUCAACAACAACUCACUCUACAUGCUAUUUAAGAAGUACUGAAUUUAAUAACAGAAGUUGCAUCCUUUAAAAAAACUCAGGUUGCAAUGAAAAUGACACAAAAAUCAUUGAGCUGUAGUAUUAGGAAAGAGUGAAGAUUUAUUCCAGUCUUCAAUAACUGGUCCCACUCAGUUCAAACAGAGGAUGCAGUAUUCUAUAUACUUUUAGAAGCACCAUUGAGAAUACAUAUAUCUGACUAAUUCUAUUUCAGCCUUAUAAAGUUAUUGUGUCAUCACUAUAACGGGCACAUGUUUGUAUAGUAUAGUGGGAGGAAGUCAGUGAAACAAAGAAUCAGGGGAUACCAUCUUCAUAAGACCCAAGUUGUGCAGAAUGAUGUGUUUUGCCAUAUUGUUUGAUACUAAACUUAAUUUUAUACAUGGCUUUUAUCAAUAUGUUCCUUAUUCUUAUAAUUCUUAACAACAAUUCAAAUUCAAAGUACAUUUGUACAAAAUCCUGAUUCAUCACUUAUGUACUGAUGAAACUCAUGAAAUAAAUUCCUCUGUUCCACCUCAAGGAAACCUGCAAGCA